UGAAAUCUGACGCCUGGACUGCACACAGUGCGAGCCGUGGGCAUGCCCCUGCACUGCACUGAUUUCCUCUGCAGCUCGGGGAGCCAGAGCCGCGCCGAGGCUCCCGGCGAGGAGCCGAUCCAGCAGGCAGCGAGUGCCACAUCACUGUGCUGCCUGCACUGAGGGCUCCAGCAUGGUCCUGAGGCUCCUGCUCCUCCUCGGCGGGCUGCUUAGGGCCGCCGAGCCAGCGCCCCGCUGUGAAACCGGCCAGGAGACCCUAGGUCAAUGCCAAACUGGACAGAAAGCAAAAUGUGUGGACAUUGCCUUAAGUUCUUGUACUGAUGUUACCUAUACUCAGAUGAUGUAUCCUAAUUUUCUGGAUCAGAAGUCUCGGGAAGUGAUCGAGUACAGCUCUGAGUACAUUCUCAUCAGUGUGCUGCACAACUUGCUCCAGGGGGAAUGUAAUCCCGAUCUGAGGCUCCUGGGCUGCUCAGUGCUGGCCCCACAGUGUGAAAAGGACAAAGUUAGAAAGCCCUGCAGGCACGUCUGUGAAAACCUGAAAAAAAAUUGCCUCCCUGCUUUUGAUGCAAUAGACAUGGCUUGGCCCUACUUCUUAGACUGUGACCGCUUUUUCGCGGGGGAAGAAGAGGGAUGUUUCGACCCACUGGCAAAGCUGCGAGGACAAGUAGAUGUUGAGGAAGAUUUACCUUCGGACUUGCCAGCAACUUUUAUUCAGUUCAAACACCAUUCGUACUCCCAAAUGGUGAGCACACUGAAGAAGACUGCCUCGAAGUGCUCCCAUAUUGCAACAACUUACAGCAUAGGUCGCAGUUUUGAUGGGAAGGAUCUUUUUGUGAUUGAGUUUUCAACCAAGCCUGGACACCAUGAACUGCUCAAGCCAGAAUUUAAGUACAUUGGCAAUAUGCAUGGAAAUGAAGUUGUGGGGAAAGAACUGCUAAUAUACCUUGCACAGUAUCUGUGUUCCGAGUAUCUUCUUGGGAAUCCUCGCAUCCAGACCUUGAUUAAUAACACCAGAAUUCAUCUCCUACCUUCACUCAACCCUGAUGGGUAUGAACUGGCUGCAGAAGAGGGAGCUGGUUACAAUGGAUGGGUCAUUGGACGACAGACAGCUCAGAACCUGGACCUGAACAGAAAUUUCCCCGAUUUGACAUCUGAGGCUUACAGAAGAGCUGGGAUUCCUGGAGCCCGCCUUGACCACAUCCCCAUUCCACAGUCCUACUGGUGGGGUAAGGUGGCCCCUGAGACAAAAGCAGUCAUGAAGUGGUUGAGGUCUAUCCCAUUUGUGCUCUCUGCCAGUCUCCAUGGAGGUGAACUUGUUGUUACCUAUCCUUAUGACUAUUCAAGGCAUCCUAUGGAAGAAAAAAUGUUCUCCCCCACACCUGAUGAGAAGAUGUUUAAAAUGCUGGCUAAAGCCUAUGCAGAUGCACAUCCAGUCAUCUCAGACCGAUCCGAACUUCGCUGUGGUGGAAACUUUGUGAAACGUGGAGGUAUUAUAAAUGGUGCUGAAUGGUACAGCUUUGCCGGAGGUAUGGCAGAUUUUAAUUAUCUUCAUACAAAUUGCUUUGAAGUUACUGUGGAGGUAGGAUGCGAAAAGUUUCCUUUGGAAGAAGAACUGUUUAUAAUCUGGCACGAAAACAGAGAUGCCCUUCUGAAUUACAUGGAAAUGGUUCAUCAGGGGAUAAAAGGAAUUGUGUCUGAUAAGUUUGGCAACCCGAUUAAAAAUGCUCGUAUUUCAGUCAGGGGCAUCCAGCAUGAUGUCACCACAGCUGCUGAUGGAGACUACUGGAGGCUCCUGCCCCCAGGGACCUACAUCGUCAGCGCCCAAGCGGCAGGAUACAGCCGGGUGAUGAAGAGGGUCACCCUUCCUGCCAAGAUGAAACGGGCUGGGCGAGUCGACUUUGUGCUGCGGCCUCUUGAGGCCUGGCCCAACAAGCUUCUCCGCCGCUCGAUGGAAGACGCUUACAACCCGUACGACCCGCUGGAACUUUUUGACCCUCAUGCCCAACACGGGCAGCGUGAGGCUCGAGGUGGGUCGGCGGCGGGCAGGGAGAAGCCCUGGUGGUGGUCUUACUUCAGCUCUCUAGACCUGCACAAACCUCUGUGGCUGCUCAAGCAGCGCUGA
Messenger RNA from Chaetura pelagica (chimney swift), 2122 nucleotides. RefSeq names its product carboxypeptidase Z (gene CPZ). Gene Ontology annotation, molecular function: metallocarboxypeptidase activity; zinc ion binding; protein binding. The coding region runs from base 173 to 2122 and encodes 649 amino acids. The record is from RefSeq and is a predicted model, not a curated record. Gene Ontology annotation, biological process: proteolysis. The transcript has 11 exons. NCBI's taxonomy places the organism in Eukaryota, Metazoa, Chordata, Aves, Apodiformes, Apodidae.